Messenger RNA from Hippocampus zosterae (dwarf seahorse), 4747 nucleotides. RefSeq names its product rabphilin 3A homolog (mouse), a (gene rph3aa). NCBI's taxonomy places the organism in Eukaryota, Metazoa, Chordata, Actinopteri, Syngnathiformes, Syngnathidae. The record is from RefSeq and is a predicted model, not a curated record. Gene Ontology annotation, molecular function: small GTPase binding. Gene Ontology annotation, cellular component: membrane. The coding region runs from base 2967 to 4577 and encodes 536 amino acids. Gene Ontology annotation, biological process: intracellular protein transport. The transcript is spliced from 15 exons.
AUUUAUUGCUAUCUAAUGGUAAACCAAUAGAAUGUAGCGCAUUUUGAAAACCGCGCUACGGUCCCCCAGUGAGACCAAACUUGGGCAAGUGUGCCACCGAUUUCUUCAGCAGAGAUGCAACCACUGUCAUCCCAACUGACAGAGUAUUCGCUCAAGCAAGUAGCAGAAAGAUGCUGGCAAAACAUGGAGGUGCGGCUGAUCUUGUAUUAAUGAUUACUUCACCAACAAUCACAUUUUAAAACGAUGUUGAUGUGAUAGAAAAUUUUUUUGCCUAUUGAAAUUAUUGCGUUUUUGAUAUAAUGAACAGUAAAAAGAAUUGCAUACGAUCCCUUUAAAAAGCUGUUUUGCCUAAAUGAAGGCCUUAUUAUUCUAAAAGAAUUACACUUACUCAUUCGAUCACUAAAAAAAUGCCUUUGACAACAUCAACAACACUGUUCUGUUUGAAAAACUUUGUAAAGAAUUUUUCUUUUUCUGUUUUUUGCACUUUUCUCAUUACUAUUGUCAUAAUAAAUACAAAUUUGACCAAAAAUAAUCAUGUUUUAUUUUGGGGGUGUUCAACUAACAUUGAUAAUCAUAAAUUGCCCUGACAGCCUCGUUUUCCCUGCUGGCUUCCUCCAAACCAAAAUGGCGGAUGCCUUGUUCAAUUAUGGCCGUUAAGACUUUUUCUUGCAUCCAUUUUCGAAUGCGCUUAUCCUCAUUAGGAAUAACUCCACUUUAAAGCAAAACAGUUGACUUCGUUUGAUUUCAAGCAGUGUCCCGUUGUGACCGACAUGUCCACCUUUUGUGUCUAUCAGUGAAACUGGUUUUGGGGACUUUCCCCCCCAAAAGUUCUAUGGAGCACUAAUGAGUGAAGGUUUUGCAUUUCAGGCCCGUUGCCUUUAAAAAGCUUCAGUCGGGUUUUAGAUUAAGCCAGCUCCAAAAAGCAAAAUGAGUGUGACAAACCAAACACCUGACGCAUUGAUUGACACCAACCAGAGCAAAUGUGAAGCGCUAAAUCCAAUCUUGCGGCUAAUCCGGUUAGCACUGCACGGUUUUUCGUAGCCGUCCAAACAAUUUUGCCUCCAUUGAGCAAUUUGGGCUGCUCUUGUUGGUUUAUCACCACAAUGUCUAGGUGCGAGAUUAUCUAAAUUAGCCCUGUUACACCACAGUCCAGUUAAAAUUGUAAAUUACUCAGACUAAAUUUUCAUCAUGCGUCUCACCGUAAAGCUGUGAUAUUUUUUUUCUGUCUUGUAUUUCCAUCAGAGACCUCUAGGAUUUUUUUCCCCACAGAUUUGCCAGAGGAUAUCGGCAACAUGCCAACAAACACCACGGCCUAGACGAGACGUGAUACCUUCUGACAUGGCCCCUGUCCACACAAUCGCGCGCACAUGCACGUACACGUCAUUAAGUUGGCAUUUACCCUUCAUCAGUCAUCCCCCUCAUAUGUCACUUUUGUGACGGCACAGCCUGUCUCUGUUGGAAAUCGUUCUCUCACAUUCCCUGAAAGAGAUUUUGUUACAUCAUGGGCGUUGCAGUGAACCAUCUAGUUUGACGAUAUAAAAUUAAAGCACGACCGAUUUUGUGGGUCUAUUCAUGAUAGACAGGUCUACCAAAUUUUAUGUUGCUAAGUCAAACUGGCUUUGGGGGCUGAAUUUUCAAAUGAUUGAAAAGGCCAUUUUAGGGCAUCACAAAUUUUGGAAAAUUACCAUCAUGAGGAACAAACGUGCAGAAAUUUGGUGAUUUAAGCAUUGUUAUUUUCCCUUGAAGACGUCCACGUGACGCAGAGAACGAAUGCUCAUUUGUGUCAGUCCGCUGACCGUCAUGGCAAAUGGCUGCAGGUGAAGUUCGUUGCGCUGAAUAGUGGGAUGACAUCACAGCUAAUUGCAGCGUAGCGAGUCAAUUGGAUUUGCAUUGUACGCGUAUUGUGUUGACAGAAUGCAAGCAGCUGCUUGGCCUCGGGCUGCGCACACACACACAAAAAUAGAUGGAAAAGUCUUCCCUGGUGCAAAAGUGCCGCCGCGCUACACGAAGGCUCAUGAUGUUCGUGUCAAUGCACGUCAUUUAUCAACUACUUUUAUAGGACGGCAAACUACACUAGCGUGCAAAAUUUAUGCUCACUUUGAAUUUGACGGCUAAGAUUUAAUACAAACGUAACUUAAGCGUAUGAUGAUUUUUUUCAUAACCAUUUAGCACAUAUUUAGCAUAAUGUGAAAAUAAUUUAAAACGGAAUGAAUCCACAAAUGGAAUCUUUUUAUUUGUGAUAGAUUUACUUUAACUAAUGAGUGUCAGGUGCGGCUCAUGAAGGAACGCCCACUCUCCAGCUGGAGACUGAAAAAAUAAAGCAAACAGGACAGGAUGAUGACGGCUAUAACCCGUACAACUCAAUUGAGGGGGGAAAAAAACUUGUAGGGAUUGAAAGUAUGUGUGCAUUAUUUUAUUAAUGUGGACCUGGCUGUGUUUACAAUAAAACAAUCAGAUUUUUAAAAAAAGACUUUUUCGAUCAGUUGCACUCACAUCUUUUAAAUCCAAACCGAUUUUCCGAUUCCAAUAGGUUUUCCUUCCACCGCUAAUAUCGAUGCAUAUUUGUAUGUACUACCCAGAAAUACAUUUCUGACACUGUCAAUCAAAAGGAAUGAUUUUCUAUUGUCAUUCGCUAGCCUACUAAAUCGAGUCACCAGUAAGUCAAGUCAUCCUCGGAGCCUUUUUCAUGACCAUUGACAUAUUUCAUAAAUAAUGUCCCAGAUUUCUCGAUAACAAGGUGACAUAACGGACUGGUUGACGGGCUGACGAUGGCCCCGGGGGAGCCCGUCUUGGGGUCCCGUUGACAAGAUGAGAGAGGACGCGGCUUGCUCAAAGUGAGCGUGAGACCUGCAGGAGGAGGAGCAAGAGGAAAAUGCAAGUACAGCGCGAAGAGGCGAACAUAUCAGCAGCCGCAGUCGGCCGAGCAUCGCGCUGAAUGAAACGAAGCCUGUGACAGGUCCGACACGAUGAUGAGCAGGUGUGACACCCUCCCUCCCCUGAACCCCGGUGAGGAGCUGACGGAAGAGGAAAAGCAGAUCAUCAACGACGUGUUGGCCCGCGCUGCCAAGAUAGACGCCAUGGAGCAGCAACGUAUACAUCUCCUGUCCAUCCGUCUGGAGGACGCUCAGAGGACGGCGUGCGGGGACGGACGCUCGGCCUGUCUGCUUUGUGGCGCCGCAUUUGGGGGCAGCGGCGUUACGGCCUCCCUUUGCGUCCGCUGCAGGAAACAAGUAUGCAGCGAUUGCGCGGCCCAAAAUAGCUCGACAUCAUCGUGCUUGUGUUCCAUCUGCAAACAACAUCUAGAAGUGCAGAAGCGUUCCGGAGCUUGGUUCUUCAAGGGCCAAGCCCCCUACCUCCUUCCUGACCCGUUGCCGCUAGCCCAACCGCCACUCACUGGCCCGGGAUCCACCGAUGCAACCGUAGAGGUGCCGCUACCUCAUCAGACUGAAGAACAAUGUCUUCCUCCGUCGAUGAUGUCGGGUGAAGCCCAAAGCGCCGCCACAAGGCCACCGGCCGCCGCUCAGGAGGAAAAAAAGGAAACAGCGGCUGCAACGCUCCCGACUUCAAGCGCAAGCAAAAUGGAGCCCCGUCUUUUCGCCGGACCUCACGCAGAUGUAACGUCGCGGGAGGACGACGACGAAGAAGAAGACUCAGACGACGCAACAACGCUGGGAUGUUUAGAAUUCAGUCUGCUCUAUGAGCAAGAGCGCCACCAACUGCAGUGUUGCGUCAUCAAGGCCAAGGGCUUAAAGCCGAUGGAUUCCAACGGCCUAUCGGACCCUUACGUCAAAUUACACCUGCUUCCGGGUGCUAGUAAGUCCAACAAGCUUCGCACUAAAACACUGAAGAACACUCUGAAUCCGAUUUGGAACGAGACUCUGGUCUAUCAUGGCAUCACCGAUGACGAAAUGUCCCGAAAAACCUUACGACUGUCGGUCAGCGACGAGGACAAGUUUGGACACAACGAGUUCAUUGGGGAGACGCGAGUGGCACUCAAGAAACUCAAGUUCAACCAGAAGAAAAAAUUUAAUGUGUGCUUGGAGAGAGUCGUUCCGGUGAAAAAAGUUGUUGGAGGUCAAUCUCGAGGAAUGGCGCUCUAUGAGGAUGACGUAGACGAGGGCGAGGACUGCGAGGAACGAGGUCGCAUCCUGCUGUCUCUGAGGUACGACAGCAAGCAGGGUCGUCUGAUUGUGGGCGUUGUCCGAUGUGCCCACCUCGCCUCCAUGGACGCCAAUGGAUACUCGGACCCCUUUGUCAAAGUGUGUCUGAAGCCUGACAUGGGAAAGAAAGGCAAGAACAAGACACAGAUUAAGAAGAAAACGCUCAAUCCAGAGUUCCAGGAGGAGUUCAGUUAUGAGAUCAAGCACGGUGAGCUGGCUAAGAAAACUCUGGACAUUUCCGUGUGGGAUUACGACAUGGGCAAAUCCAACGAUUUCAUCGGCGGCUGCCAGCUGGGCAUCCAGGCUCAAGGCGAGUGUCUGAAGCACUGGUACGAAUGUCUGAAGAACAAAGACAAGAAGAUUGAACGCUGGCAUCUUCUCCUCAACGACAACAGCAGCGGACGCUUUGAUGACUGAAAAUGACACUCAGCUCAACCCUGGUCCACUCUAUGCUCUUGUCUUCCCGUCGCCGUUUUAUGUUUGCCUCCUCCAGGGAAUGGCCUCCGCCUUACAUGACCGGUUCCAUCAGGUGUUCAGUGGUCUUGAUGCAUGUUGUCUUGUGAGGAAUAAACAAUCAUGCACCUGAA